Messenger RNA from Paramuricea clavata, 3910 nucleotides. The record is from the annotation of a GenBank genome assembly. Lineage: Eukaryota; Metazoa; Cnidaria; Anthozoa; Malacalcyonacea; Plexauridae.
CUCCUUCCGCGAAAGUAGGUUACCACCAUCAUGGAAAGAAGCGGAUAUAGUUCCAGUACCGAAACAAAGAAUUGUAAAAGACGUCAGCAAACACUUAAGACCAAUUUCCCUCACGCCAAUACUUUCUAAAGUUGCUGAGGAGUUCAUCAUACAAGAAUAUGUCAAACCGGCGGUUUUAAAAAAGAUUAAAAGUAACCAAUUUGGCUCAAUUCCAAAAUCAUCGACAACCCAGGCUUUGAUCAGCAUGAUACACACAUGGAGCAAGUAUACGGACGGAACUGGCUCUACAGUCAGAGUGGUUGUUUUCGAUUUCAGGAAAGCUUUCGACCUAAUCGAUCACAAUAUAUUGGUUCGAAAGCUAAAAGAUCUAAAUAUCGCCCAUAAUAUUAUCAGUUGGAUCGUUGAUUUCCUGAAAUGCCGCAAACAAAGGGUAAAAUUGUCACAGGACUGUAAAUCGGAAUGGAAAAAUGUGCCGGCAGGAGUUCCCCAAGAAACAAAGUUAGGGCCUUGGUUGUUCGUGUUGAUGAUUGACGAUAUAGACACCACCAAUACAGACUUGUGGAAAUAUGUGGACGAUACCACAGCCGCUGAGAUGGUAGAAAAAGGAGAGACAAGUAAGAUCCAGAAUAUAGUAAAUGAAUUAACGGAAAAAACGUAUAGGAACAAAUUCCAGUUUAAUGAGAAGAAAUGCAAAGAGCUUCCGAUUUCUUUUACAAAAAAUCACCCUGAAUACGCACCUAUUGUUAUCAAUGAUAAACCAAUAGAAAUUGUGACUACCAUCAAAUUACUGGGUCUGAACAUUUCCAAUAAUCUUAAAUGGAACCAUCAUAUAGAGGAAAUUGCAAAAAAAGCUUCCACUCGGUUGUAUUUCCUGAGGCAACUAAAACGUGCCAAAGUUGCCGAAAAGGAACUUUUAACUUUCUACAAGACUUGUACCGGCCUAUAACCGAAUACGCCUGUCCUGUUUUCCACAACGGAUUAUCCACGUAUUUGUCAGAUGAAUUAGAACGUAUCCAAAAACGCGCAAUGCAAAUUAUAUUCCCAAAUAUUAAUUAUCAGGACGCACUGAAGAACAGUAACUUAUUUUCUUCAUACGAAAGAAGAGAAUACCUAACGAAUAAACUCUUUGAAGAGAUAUGUUCUGAUCCCAACCAUAAACUGCAUUAUCUGGUGCCGAAACUAAACGAAACUGAUAUUGGACUAAGGAACAGACGUAUGUUUAACUUUCCUGUGUGUAAAACAAACAGACUAAAAAAUAGUUUUAUAUUUAGUAAUUCAAGUAGGAAAACUUUUUAAUCCUAGUUUAUAUUUAUACUUAUUGGAUAUUUCAUGUAAAAUUAGUUUAUCACUAUUUUAAUCACUUUUAACUUUUAUAUUAUGUAAAUUUAUAUGCAAUUCAGCCAUUUUGGCUGCAAUGAUAUAUCUUAAUAAACUAUCUAUCUAUCUAUCUAUCUAUCUAUCUAUAAUAUCGUGGGUUUGAUUCCAAUUUCAGUAUCAGUUAACGCUCUUCGGAAAGUCGUGAGUAUACUCCGGAUACUCCCGUUUCCUACCAAGGGGAAUAUUGGCAGGGUUGAAUUGGAUUAUCCCCUAAGCUGGGAUUAACCCUAAACUAACCCUUCCAUUGCAGCUGUGCUCCCUAAUCAGGCAUGAGUCGUAAGGCGCCUGCCAGAGGCGCCCCUACAAAGCCUUCCGCUCGAUCACAUAUUGAGCUGCGUCCUUCGCAAUUCAGCUUAGCUCUCAGCUGCAAAUAAGAAUUUAUGGGGCUUCGGUGGUCAAGUGGUUAGCGCACUUGCCUUUCACCUCUGAGGCCGCAGGUUCAAACUUCAGUGAGAACUUUCUCAAUGCGACUCGAAGCCUGUCCUCGUGUGAAAAGGGUAAAAGUGAACGCUUUGCCGAAAGUCGUGGGUUUCCCCUGGGUACUCCGCUUUCCUCCCAUCGCCAACUAUUUCGGACAUUGAGUCAGCAGUGCGCCAGCGGAUACCCCCGUAAAAGUCAAUAUAUUUUAGGCAAAGAAAUCUAUAAAAUACAUAGGAGUCAAACUAAAAACAUCGAAUUGACAAAAAGAUAUUUCGAUUAUUUUAUUUGCUCAAAUGGAGUAGUAUUCCUACAUCGCAUACAAACAAAACUGUCGAAAAAAAUAACUGUUAAAACCUUAUUAAGUUUUUCGUUUCGACAUUCAGCUUCUGAACGCUUUACUUCUAUAGACUUGUAUACUAACUCGGCCGCCUGAAAUCCGUUCGAUUACCGAGUUUCCUUGUUCAAUUUCUAAAUUUCUGUGACUGCUAUGUGAUUUGCUCAAAUAGAACGCCAACCUUGAGGAUCCUCGCUAGCUGCUCACAAAAAUUGGGCACAUAAAACAUUGAAGAAGUUUUUCGUAUUUACCAUCAAAUAUCAUGAAUUUUCGUAGACACUUAGAAUAUUAUGCGCUGUUAAUAUCUGGUCGUAUCGCCGCAAAUUUUAGUGCGUUUAAAAGCUAAAUUGAAGGCGAAAUAUCACUCGCAGUAGGUUGUGCUUGGUACCAAAAUGAUCGCCACGAUGUGUAUUUUUCAACCCUGCAAACGCUUCUGGGAUGCACGAAAAACAAUCCGUGCUGAGUGCCAGCGGUAGAAGUUGAGCCAUUUGGCUGUUGCCAAACUAAAAGCUCAACCAAAGGUCAGCCGUGUUAAAUAACUUAAAACUCGACGAAAUAUUGUAAUGUUUUCUGUGCUUAAAACCAUUUAUUUUGACAAUAACGACUAUUCAAGCGUCGAAAUUAAAAGUUUAACCCAUAGGCGAAACACUUAUGAGUUUCUAUUAGAACUGGCUCGUUUAUUCCCACUUGGUCAUUUCAAAACAUUGCAAAACAUUCACGUUACGCAUUUCAGGGAGCUUCCGCUGGAUAGCAGGAUUGACAUAAGACCGCAAUAGUUGGCGAAGCACAGGGAAAGUUAACAGGGUGGCUUAGACAAAGGGCCCACAGUGAUCGCCAUAUGCUGUUGUGGUGACCCCGCCCUAGUUGGCAAAGCUAAAUAAAUAAAUAAAGAAUAACAUGCACCCUCCCUCCAAUUCAAAUGUCAAGAACAAGCACAGAUUUUAUCGGAUUACUCUGAAAUGUCGCAUUCUGUAUUGUUUUAAGGUAUUGAGGUGUGUCAUAUUUGGAUUGAACGAAAAAGUCAUUGCAUAUUUUCAUCCUUGUGCUUUCGUACCAUGUGUUUUACGUUACUUGCAGGUAAGAGUUCGCUGAGAUAAACCGAAUGCAAAAUCGGUUUUAUACAAGAUUUUGACAUUUUGCCGACGUACGAGAAAGAGUUUUAAAAUAAGAGCCUUAGAUGUAUAAAUCAAGAACGGAGAUAAUGUCCAGCUUUUUUCUUUCGCUAUUCACUUUUGUCAUUUACAAUUCCGUGCGUCACUUUAAGAGUAACCAGCGUUGCUGAUAAGCGCCAAUGUCCGCUCCGAUUACUAGCAAGCUGUCAAUAUUUAACCGUAUCCAGACUGGGGGGGGGGGGAGUAAAUUGUUAUAACACCAUAACGUAUUAAUUUAAAUAAUGAGAAAUCACAAUUUUUCCAAAAAAAUAUCAGGAAAUACAAUAGUGUAGUGAUUGCUUUACUUAUAAAGUCAUGUUGCCAUGACAGCGAAGAUAAUUCUCACGUUUCAAGCCAUAUUACUUUUCAAAUUUGUAUGCAACUUUUUUCAAUGGUUUGCCAACUUUUGAGCCCAAAGCUUAAGUUACUUAACAUUUCCGUUAUUUUUAGACCAUUUAUGUAAUUAUGAAUAAAACGUAGCGGUAUUCAAAAUGGGGGAACCAUGACAUUAACAGAUGUCGUAAUCUACAAAUUCAAAUAGUAGUAGUAUUUAGACUACUCCAGGACCUUGCAUAAAUGUAUUAAACGGUUGUAAUUUUUAUCCGUUAGAUAAACGAAUCAAAGCUUC